AUGAUAAUAUCGUUCCAGUUAGAUGUCCCAGCAACAUCAAAUGUUGGACAGGACACGACAAUGGCAAGGCAUAGUCUUGCACAACUUCCCAAUGAAGAAUCAACAAACUCCGCUCAACACUUGAAGCUUUGUUUCAAUGGUUCAUCACUCCGAAAAGCGCAAUCAAAAGGUUACGUUACAUUCUCGCUAACAGAUGGCCCCGAAUAUCACAUUUCACAGGUUGCUAAUGCGGUGCUAGUUGCUAAACAUCUUGGUGCAACUCUUGUGCUGCCAGAUAUCAUUGGGAGCGAAGGCGAAAAAAGGGGUUUUGAAGAAAUUUACGAUGCGGAGAGAUUCAUGUCAAGCAUGAGUGGUGUGGUUCAAGUAGAAAGGCGUAAUCAUCCCGACUCGUUUAUGCAAAGGCUCGUUAGUGUAAAAGUUCCCUACAAUGCGAACCCGGGCUACAUCAUGACACAUGUUGACCCUCUAUUUCGAGCAACACGAAAUGUGCGGGUUAUUACCUAUUUUCCAUCGGUAACCAUGCAAGCAGGGAGAGUCGAUAAAGAUAUGAGCCCGUAUUCGUGUUGGGCUACUUUUGAGGCUCUUCGUCUCAAGCCUGAAUUGCAAGAAGUAGUGAACUCCAUUGUCGGGAGGCUAAAAAGCCAUGGACCAGAUCGCCAAUUCGUUGCGGUCGACUACAAGGGUGAGAUGUUGGGGACGAGUACUUGUCGAAGCAAUGCAAACAAAGGGAUGAAAAAUUGCUACAAUCCAGUCGAAAUUGCACAGUUUUUUCAAAGAAUCGGUUACCCGCAAUAUUCGACAAUUUACGUGACACAGUCAGAACCCGGUCAUAGCCUACGCUCGUUAAAAGACUUGUACCCGAACACACUAACGAAGGAAGAUAUAAUGCAAGAAGCCGAGAAGGGGGGACUCCUCAAGUCUAAAUUGGAACAAGAGCUCAUCGACUUCCACUUAUGUUCGGUUAGUGACGUAUUCGUGCCGGCAAAGUCGGGUCUUUUUUAUGCAAACGUGGUCGGAAACAGAAUUGCUUCCGGCAAAACGGACAUUCUUGUGCCAGCACAGAUAACAUCAAACUUAGCACAAGAUCAUGUUUCGUCUUACAUAUCGAAAAGGAGCCACCCGGCGUAUGCUUGUUUCUGCCAGUAAACACAAAAACUAAGUUUGUAUGGAAACUAAAAUAAGUCGACUCUAAGUCGCGUGUGUUGGACAUCAGAAGUUUAAUCAAAGUGUCGUUUUUUAUGUCAUAUGUAUACUUUCGAAGGUGUUUAAUAGAAUCUAGAUUACG
Molecule: messenger RNA, 1285 nt
Organism: Helianthus annuus (common sunflower)
Lineage: Eukaryota; Viridiplantae; Streptophyta; Magnoliopsida; Asterales; Asteraceae
Product: protein MANNAN SYNTHESIS-RELATED 1
Exons: 5
Coding region: 1-1146 (381 amino acids)
Source: RefSeq, a predicted model, not a curated record